CCCGCUUAUUAGGCCCGAACCACCAAAGGUCUAUCUAUGAUGAGUGGAGUUGAACACCUUUUUGAUGGUCAUCAUGGGCUACGAAGAUUUUUUCUCAUCUAGAGAUUUCUUCACAACUGUCCAUCCGUCCAGAAAUGGUACGGUUCUUUACCGGGUGGAAGCAUUGAAAACUUCCCGAAGCUUACACGAAGGUUCCUCUUGGCUCUCUACAUCUAAUACUCCGUAAUGCGAGGACUCGUCAACGCCGGACUAGCCCCAACGUCAAGGGGUCGGUGACUUUGGCAAACGGUUCACCCACCCGCCCGUUUCACAUUAGCAGCACACCAGGUCUGACCCGCUCAACGACCCGUUCAAAUUCCCAAAAACACCCACUUCACUGCAGUCUAUAAAAUUGGGUUCAUUCCCAGCAUUAGGAAUUUAUCAAAAUUUAAGAACCGUAUUGUACAUUUUCAAUUGAGAUUUUUUAAAUGGCAAGAAAGGUGAAUAUGGCUUUAGUUAUGGCUAUGCUAUUCGUUGCAACCUUGUUGCGUAGCUCCGCCGCCCAGAGCAACCGAGCACCGGCGUCGGCUCCGGCGGCGUCACCGGGCACCUCCUCUUCUGGCGGAGGACGGCAAACCUUUACGGUUGGAGAUGGUUCGGGUUGGAUUAUCCCUCUCAGUACAAACUUUUACCAAACUUGGGCUGCAAAUAAGACUUUCAGAGUCGGCGACUCCUUAGUGUUCAACUUUACAAAUAUACACAAUGUGGCUGAGGUGAACAAGGCAUCUUUCACCUCAUGCAGCAGCAGCAACUCAACACCUACAACAGUCAGCCCAUACAGGAAAACCCUCACCGCCCCCGGCGAGCAUUUCUACAUCUGCACAGUCGGUACUCACUGUUCCCUUGGCCAGAAGCUCGCCAUCAAUGUCACUGCCGCCGGCACGCCCUCAUCGGUCCCCGCACCCGCCGGUACCCCGCCUUCCGUCCCUACCUUGUCCCCGCCCUCCGUCGCUGCUGCACCUUCAUCCGACCCUAGCAGCGGCCCUUCCGCCACAUCUCCAGCUGCACAGCCUAGCACCGCUGCGCCGCUUAUGGCUGUUGCUGCCUUGCCGGUCACUUUGUUGUCUCUUGCCUUGGCUCUUGGGUAUUAGAAAUAUACUACGUAGACAAUACACAGUAUUUGUAUUUAUUAUAUUCACAAACUUUUUUGUGAGGUUCAUAACUUUUGACUUUUCUUGAACUUUUUAUACGGUGUAUCGAUUUUACUUUAUUCCAGUAAUAAUAACGCCAUUUCCUUAUUUAGCUCAUAAA
Molecule: messenger RNA, 1290 nt
Organism: Cuscuta epithymum
Lineage: Eukaryota; Viridiplantae; Streptophyta; Magnoliopsida; Solanales; Convolvulaceae
Source: the annotation of a GenBank genome assembly